This is a messenger RNA of Nannospalax galili (Upper Galilee mountains blind mole rat), 1740 nucleotides long. Its product is annotated as lamin tail domain-containing protein 1-like. The record is from RefSeq and is a predicted model, not a curated record. Lineage: Eukaryota; Metazoa; Chordata; Mammalia; Rodentia; Spalacidae. Gene Ontology annotation, cellular component: cytoplasm; nuclear envelope.
AUGGCUCAUUUCCUAGAUCGAAAUGCAGCUGAAGGUCGCAGCCUGAGGCCUCGGGGUCUGCAAGUCAGAGCAGGCAGGACCCAAGGAUACUGCGAGGUUUUAGAAGCUGCCAAGGAGUAUAGAAUAGCAGUCGAUCUGCUGAGGGUCAGCCUUUUGGAAAGACUGUUUGAAUCCAAGAUCCCAAAUGCUUCACACAGACAUGAAAGCACACAGGGACACAAUUGUUCUCUUGGAGAUAUUAAAAUAGCUGAGGUGAAUAUCAAGGGAUUAUUUGUGAGACUUGUUAACUCGUCCACUGACAAAGAAAUGGAGAUCGGAGAUCACAUUCUCCUGCAGAAUGUGGGUGGACAUCCAAUUUCCUCCUACCGUUUCCUCCCCAACAUCACAAUGCAGGCCAAUUCCAUGGUGACGAUGACAAUUGCUUUUUCAAAGGUGUGGGCUACAGCCUCAGAUGUGAAGCCACAGCCACCAACAGUUUGGGAAGAGCAGAGCAGAUUCCGGUGGAGUCCAGACUGCACAACCAUCCUGGGCAAACCCAACGGCGAGGCUAUUGCCUGGUGUACUCCGAUUCACUGGAAGCAAGCUUGGGAGAAGUUAGAGACUGACACUGAAUUCGAGGGAUGUUCAGUCACCGUCCCAUCACUGCGAAGCCAUAUGUUUCGGUGGACGACAUCUGUGACUUCCAUAAGUAAAGAAGGGCAAGGUCUGUUGAAGAAAGAGUCCCCUAAGUGUCAGCUAGAAGUGGUCCAGCCUUCGCUCACAAAGGACAUGGAAAUCCUGCCAACCAUUUUCUCCAACUCCAGCCUUUGGUGUCGCAGUCCCUACACCCCUCCACAUCCUUUCUGUUCUCUGAUUGAACCGUACUACUCAGACAUUUCCGAGAACAGCUUGAGGCCACAGUUCAAGUCUCAACCAACCAAUCGUGACCCAGCCACAGAGACCAAGAAAAAGAAAAAGUCAAGAGAAGAGGAGGAUGUCAACCCAGCCAGUGGAGUGAGUAGGAAUGUCGCAGAGUUGCUUUCUCCGUGAAAAAGAGCACAGCAAAUAAUUGUAGUUGGUUUUCUGUAACAAUUUCUUCUGAGACAGUCUCACUUUGUAGCCAAGGCUGGCCCUCAAACAUGUGGUGGUCCUCCUGCCUCAGCCUCCUGCUGCAGUGAUAGCUUUGAGAAGAAAAGACAUGCGUUGUGCAUAUAUGUCUAUCUGUAGACCCUAAUUUUCAGACAAAUAUUUAUCUUCCUGUCAAGUAAUAUCCUCUCCUAAGCAAUCACUUGCCCCAGCUCUUCAUCUUGUUCUUGGUAGGUGAGUAGCACGCCAUGGGAGCCCAGACUCAGAACUCUGCAAUCCGUACCUGCAACACAUUGUUUAUUACAUAAGAGAGCUCAUUCUGGCUGAGCCCCCCAGGCCAGCUCUAACCUUGUGUCUUUAAUGAUUCUGAAGGGAAGAGCAGGAAGUGCAUUUUCCACUAUCUUUUGCCCAGGGACUUGCAGCGCCUCACUGUGAGUCACCUUUGAAGUUACUUCAUCUUUUUCACGGUGAUACUAACUCUCAGCUAUGAAGGAGAUCCCAGCAAAGGCAAUGUUCCAGUUUUUCUUUUAAGUGAUUUCCCCUAAAGGUUGAGGUCAAGGUCAAGGCAGGGUCAGUGUCUUUCUUAAGUUCACACCAGCAACAGUGUUCCCUGGCUCUUUCUCCCAGAGUUUAAGGUUGGAACUACUGCACCCUAACCCUACCCUGUUAGCUAGU